This is a messenger RNA of Leguminivora glycinivorella, 4169 nucleotides long. RefSeq lists its product as uncharacterized. The transcript has 4 exons. The coding region runs from base 253 to 921 and encodes 222 amino acids. The record is from RefSeq and is a predicted model, not a curated record. Lineage: Eukaryota; Metazoa; Arthropoda; Insecta; Lepidoptera; Tortricidae.
UAAACUUCAAGACUGGCCGAAAAUAUUCUUUUACAUUUUUGAAAUUCGAAUAUGUAGUUGUCACUGACAGGAAUGGGAUUAAAAAUAAACUUUAUAACUGGCCGCAAAUAAUUCCACAACAUUUUAAAAAAGUGGUUUCAAAUUUCGAACAUUCGAAUGUCAGUUCAUGGUCACUGGCAGGUAUUAUUAGUUACUCUGUAACUGGUUGAAAAUAAUUCAGAAAUUUAAAAAAAGUGAUUUCAAAUUGGGAACAUGAAUUUAAGUCUCGGUCUGGUUUUGUUCGUGUGUGGUGUAAUGGAAUUGGCCUCGGCCGGAGUCAGCGAGUCGAGAGUGCUGUCGCGAAAACGGCGGUACGUUACGUUCCCUGAAGGCUCCAGCUUCUCGUGCGCCGGUUGCAUGACCGUGGGUAUGAUCGGGCAGCCGGCCCCGUCCACGGUGCCAGGGACGUUCAACUUCGGGCUGAACUGGGGCAUCGCGUACGAGCUGCCCAACGCCACGGAAACGCUGGCCGCGUACCACAGGAAGUACAGGCUGGGCAAGCCGCUCGCGCAGCGGCGGAGCAGGAGAGAUCUGUAUGAGAAGCUGGAAGCUAUUCUUAAUAAUAUGGGGUACAGCGGGCGGCAGUGUAUCUUGAAGACCCUGUGUGAGACCACGCAGCGUAUCGUGCCGCAUGGACAGAAUAUGGUGGAGGAAAUGUUCAGGACUCUGUUCACAUUACCAAUGUCAAAAGUCCUGCCAGAAGAGCCGAUGGAGCACGCCAUCUACGACUCAGCGCACCGCCUCGGCGUUCUCCUGGAGAACUGCGACAUGUACAAGUGUCCUCUCUCACUAGUCGACUUAGCCCAAGGAUAUUAUACUACACCACCGCCGAGUAUCAACCCGGCAAGUCCGUGGGCCGCGUUCAAUAGUAACUUAGGUUAAACUAACGAGUACUGCGACAGUUCUGUACGAGAGUGUCCUUUGUUGCGAAUAGGCUCAAGGAUAUUAUAGUACACCACCUGCUAAUGUCAACCCCGCAAGUCCGUGGGCCGCGUUCAAUAGCAACUUAGGUUAAACUAACGAGGACUGCGACAGUUCUGUACGAGAGUGUCCUUUGUUGCGAAUAGGCUCAAGGAUAUUAUAGUACACCACCUGCUAAUGUCAACCCCGCAAGUCCGUGGGCCGCGUUCAAUAGUAACUCAAACUGAAUUCUUAUUGUGAACUGAGAUACGUACAAGUGUCCUCUGUCGCUAGUAGACUAUCCCUAAAUUAAUAACCUGUUUAAAUCUAAAAUGGAUUGAUUGAAACUUUUGAAGAUAAAUAAUUUAUCUAACUGCUAAAAUUUAGGUAUGAAGCGGUAGACACGCUAUUAACUGGGUUUUAAAUUAAAACACAUAUUUUAUUAUUAACGCAUAACAUUUAAUAUUUAUAGUUCAUAUUUAUAAUACAUUUCAAUAUUAGCAAGAAGUCAUGAGUGUAUUCAUAGUAAUAGGUGGUAGUGCUUGAUUUCAUUUAACAUUACAAAAUGGGACUUACAAUACAAUUACGCUAAGUUAUGUAUAUUAUUUCGCGUUCCUUACGUUAACUUUGCAAUUAACUAAAGCUUACAAUAGCUUAAUUAUAUUUUAUUAUACAAUUUCAUAGAGUUCAUUAAAUUAUUGAGCUAUUAUGACUUAGACAUAUACUAAAUUACGAUUUUAUAGAAUAGUGCAUACACGUAUGCCCCGACGCCCUUUAGUGUAAGCUGAGGGUGAGUAUUCUUAGAGCGCGAGGUGAGCGAGGUAGUACAAUGGCGCGAAGAAGCAACCCCAUUGGUGCACACAUGUUAGCCGCGCUCCUAUUGGUUUAAUUUUCUUACGCCGCUCCCUAGCUUAUUUUUUUUUGAAUACUCACCCUAAGGACCGAUCGGAGGCAAGACAUUAUUGUAUUUUUAAUUACAGUACCUUAAUAUUAAAUAAAAAUUAAGGAAUUCACUUUCGUACUAUCUAUUACUAUAUUUGUAUCAUUAUUAUGGUGUUCGUUUGCAAAUGCCAUUUUCACUAGAUGGUGUGUAUGGAGGAUUUCAAUGAGAUCAUUUAAUUUAAAAAAUAAUAAUAGGUUACACGAUUUUUUUGUUCAUCUGAGUAAAUUACCAGUUGACUGUUGAUUAAAUUUUCUCCUACUGAAUAAAAAUGUACAGUACUUAUAUAUUGUUUAUAUGUGGUAACACUGUUAAAAUAUUAUGAGAAAUAUGUACACACAAUACGCUUAUUUAAAUGUCAAUUCGAAAGAAAAAAAAUUCACAAACCUUGUAUUUUUAUUCUCAUCAAAACCCUCCAUAUCAAACCCCGUUACUUCUGACGAGAAAGGUGAAAAACAAUACAGAAUUGAACAAAAACAUUUAUAGUAUACACUACUAGAGGACAUUAAUUAUUUAACAUUUAAUAAUAUCAGAAGUUAGAAACAUACGUUCAACCCUAACUACAAUAUGUCGUUUCGACAAUAACCAAAUUCUCAUACAAAUUUCAAGAUUAUCAAAACAAGCUAAGAUUGCUUCAAGUAACAAUUAAAAUGCGCAAUGUUUUCAUACAGUUCUAAAAUAUCCUAACAACGAAUAUUUUACAAAACAUUCACUCUUCAACAAGGUCAUAAAUAUUUAUAAUAUUUUUAAAUCAAAAGUGACAGUCGCCAUCUAAUAUACUGUUAUGGCUGACGUACUCAUAAGACUUAAAUUUGACCACACAUUCUAAAGCCGUGGCCUGGACACAAGCGACACUCAGCGCGCUAAGCGUCAAGAUCCGACUCAGAAGUAGUUCCAGUCAAUCAAAUGAUAAUCAAACCACAAUGUUGACGGUAGAGCCGUAUUUGGUCAAAUUAAAUCUAUGAGCAUCUUUGCCGCUCCGAUAUUUCUGGUGGCGAAUGUACAUUCGACAACAUUACACGUCCAACACUAGCUUCCCUAAGAAUUUCAAAAUUCUUACCACGUACUGUCAUUAUUUUUCAUAAGUAUUUUCAGGCAGUGUUUAUGAUAUUAUUAUAACACUAACACCGUUAACAUAGAUAAGUAUAAACCGCAUCCAAUAUCAAAUGUGUAUGAAAACACCGCGCGAAGUUAUAUCUCCAAAUUUCAAAUCAACGUUUGCCAAGUGAUUUUAGUUGAAAUCAAUUCAGCAGAACUUAGUUUCAAAGACUAAUAAAAUAAGGCACACGUAAAUUUAAUCAAACUAAAUACGUAGACUAAUUUUGAAACGUAGCUUAUAAGCUUAUAUUGAAAGAUGUAAAGGACAAGACAAGAUCGCUUACUGGGAAAGAAUAGUUUUGCACAGAAUUUUUGUUUUUGUUGCAAAAUAUAUUAUUAUCAUCAGUGCUGUGGACUCGGUGUAACGGGCUCAAUGUGCGUUAAGCAACAAAUCCAACCCAAACAUUGCAAUUUGCCGGUUGCCGCUCCACGCGCCGCUUGCAUCCAGUCCACAGCUUUAAAGAGUAACAUAAAAAGUGUAAGUACCUACUUACAUAAUUUUGGAUGCACUUCCGUAACUUUUAGUGCAAAAUUUGUCAAUAAGUAAUAAAGAGUUUUUAAAUAAUAGGUUAGAUUAACAAAUACGAAUAACUAAUCAAAAUUGUAAAAUUUUGUAACAGCAGGAAAUUAUUAUUAAAUGAAAAAUGUAGUGUGGAAAGGUACACUUUAGUGAACAGUUUCAUUAUGUCUGUAUUUACAUCUAAUCGUGUUGGAAGCUCAACGCAAAUUUCGUGUGUUUACUACUUAUUAGUAAGUACAUAUAUUAUGUAUAUAACUAUGUAUAUCGUAGGAGUAAGCUAUAAAGAUAUUCAAAUUUUAACUCUCGUGAGUCAUUAACACUGUAAUAAUAAUUUAGCGAUUUUACUUUAGUAUCUUUAGACACUAAAUGCUUCCUUUUUUUAAGAGACUAGUAAUGCCUACGAAAAAUGGUCUCAUUAGGGUCACCCCACAUUAAGUUCGCCUGAGCGUCGGUGGUGUCAGCUGCCGCCAUGUUGGCUGGUGGGGGUGGUCCCAAGGUCAACGAUACACUCUGUAUAAAGUGACGUGACACACACUUGCUUAAGAUUGGCAUCGAGCAUAGUAUUGUGCCGUCCCCAAGAAAAUUCCCCGAGCGGCUUAUCACUUGUCUUACAGCAGUAGCCAUGUAGUUAACUUCACUCUGACGCUCAAAAGACGCUAGUGUUUUUACAGA